Molecule: messenger RNA, 1238 nt
Organism: Cyclopterus lumpus (lumpfish)
Lineage: Eukaryota; Metazoa; Chordata; Actinopteri; Perciformes; Cyclopteridae
Product: diablo homolog, mitochondrial-like
Exons: 6
Coding region: 92-808 (238 amino acids)
Biological process (GO): neuron apoptotic process; intrinsic apoptotic signaling pathway in response to oxidative stress
Cellular component (GO): mitochondrion
Source: RefSeq, a predicted model, not a curated record
CGAGAGGGCGACUGUGUUCAGUCUGUGACAGCGUCAUGGUGGGGGAACCUUUGCUCAGUGACGACGAACGGUUUUAUUGUGGCGGACCAACAUGGCCGCGCUGAGGAAGGUAACAACCUGCUUCCGUCUCCUCAGGAGUUCAGCUCCUGUCCUGUUGAGCAGCAGAAAACCUGCAGUCCUUAAAGCCGUCAAAUGGACAAAUAUUCUGUACACAGGUAUUGCGUCUCUAACUGUGGGCGGUGGGCUGUGUGCUAUACCUUUCAAACAGGUUGAAAACCUCUCUCAUGAGUCUCUGAUCAGACGAGCAGCCUCUCUGGUUACAGACAGUUCAAGCACUUUUCUUUCUCAGACCACUUUGGCUCUCAUUGAUGCCAUUACAGAGUACUCAAAAGCUGUGCACACACUCAUUGCCCUCCAAAGACGAUACUUGCAAUCACUGGGAAAUCUGUCGCCUGCAGAAGAGGAUGCAAUCUGGCAGGUGAUCAUUGGCCAGCGUUCCGAGGUUAGUGACCGACAGGAUGAAUGCAAGCGUUUUGAGUUAACCUGGGUCAGCGCCUUCAAGCUGUGUGAAACGGCAGCUGAGGCAGCGUACACCUCAGGAGCUGAACAUGCAUCCAUCACAGUGAGCACAAACAUGCAGGUGGCCGAGUCGCAGGUGGCGGAAGCACGGAAACUGUCAGUGGAUACAGAUAAGAAGUUAGCGGAGAGUAAAGUAAUGGAGGUUGAAAGGGUGACGCAAGAUGUUUCCUCCUUACAUAAUAAUAAUGAUGAGGAAGAGGUGCCUGAGGCGUAUCUAAGAGAAGACUGAAACAAAUGCUCAGCAAUCAAAGCAUAUAAAAGGAUUAUGUUUUCGACCCAUUGCACUGGGACUUGACCAGCUGAUUUUUGUGUUGUAUAAAAAUGAAUUGUGAUAAAGACUAAACGCAGUAUAAAAACGAUUUAUUUGUUGGUGUUUACUUGCUGCAACAUCAGAAAAUGAAAUAUAAUCAGAAAUAGUGUGGAAAACAACGUGUCACUUCAUAUGGUUGUUUGAAACCAGCAUUUGCCAGAUUUGUUCUGACAGCGGUUGGUGUGAUAAGGAUGUUAGACGAGAGUUAUCUGUGUUGAACAUGUGACCGAAGUAUCCUCUGUGGUCAUCUUGGGGAAUAUUUAGUGUGCUUGAGUGACAGAGACACUUCGUGAACACCGUGACACCUAGAGAUGCGACCUUUGUGUAAUUAAACCAGCUGGUGGUUCCA